AUGUCCCUCGUUCGUCGUCUCCGCUCGGGCCUCGAGCUCAUCUUUACAUUCUGCUGGGACACACUUCUCCCUAUCCUUACCAUACGACCUCCUUACUACGGCUUACACCAAUCUCUCUCCUCCUCAUCCUUCAAUUCACUCGUCGAUUCCGUUGAAGAAUCGCAAACCAGUGCAUCACCUAACACUGAGGAUUUUUCCACCAGCGGUGAAGAUAAACCCAUUGCCCUUUCUAUAGCACACGGCAUCACAACUCCACCCAUCACCCAGACCGUCUGCGACUUCCUCGACGCACAUGCAUCCGCGUCGCCUGCUGCCCUCGCUGCUCAGGAUAUCCUCGACCGCCAACUGACAUAUGCAGAUCUUCAAGCGAGCUCUGUUCGUCUCGCGAGACAACUCAAAGACCGAGGCGUGGGCCGUGGCAGCCGCGUCUGCCUGGUGCUGGAGAGAUCCCUCGAACACAUCGUAGCCCUAUUUGCGGUGCUUCGACUGGGAGCGGCGUACAUCCCGCUGGAUGGGACCAUUAUCCCGCAUAGCGUGCUUCGAAUUGUCGUGAGCGAUGCUCGACCAACGGUCAUUCUGGUUUCCAAGACGCAUGUCGCACGUUCUGGGAGCGUCGAGGGGAAGUGGUACUGCAUUGAAGAUCUCUUAGAGGCGGACGAGCAUAUGGGACCUGGAACGAGUUUCGACGAUGCACGACCCGAGGAUCCUGCGUAUAUAAUCUUCACUUCAGGCACAACUGGGCGCCCCAAGGGUGUGGUUGUAAGUCAUUCCAAUGUCGUGAAUCUGGUGUGUCAGGCUCCAGGGAACUUGGGUAUCACCCUCAGAACGAAGGUGGCGCAGCUGCUGAACGUCGCGUUCGACAUGUGCGCCUGGGAGAUUUUCAGCUGCAUCUUGAAUGGCGGGAGUCUUUAUCUUCGUGGCCUCCGACGCGCAGACUGGAUGAAGGUGAUGAAGACUGUAGACGUACUUAUCUGCACGCCGUCGAUACUAGAACCGCACGACCCCGAGGACUACGCAAAUGUGAAGGUCAUAGCGACAGCGGGCGAGCCAUGUACCAAGGCACUUUUGGAACGGUGGGGGCAUCGUGUGAAGUUCUUUAAUUGCUGUGGCCCUACAGAGGUGAGUACGACCAUCGUGAAUACAAUGGAUCUCUACCAUCCCGGCUCGGACGUGACAAUCGGACGACCGACCCCUAACAACUCAGUGUACGUCUUGGACGAAGAGCUGCGCCCUCUGCCUCGCGGAGAGGUCGGCAUGAUGUGGGCAGGCGGGUUGGGAGUCAGUCUCGGCUACCUCAACCUUCCUGAGCUCACGAAGAUCAAGUACAGGCGAGACCCAUUCAGAGCAGAUGGGUACGUAGGAAUAAUGUACAGCACCGGAGACCUCGGUCGACUGCGCGUAGACGGGAAGUUCGACCAUCUCGGGCGCGUUGAUGAGCAGGUCAAGGUCCAGGGCUUCCGGGUCGAGCUAGACGGUGUUAGCGCGGCGAUGCGCUCAUGCGCAGGAAUCACGUCUGCGUGCGCGCUCCUCAUAGACGGCGAGCUGCACGGGUUUUAUGCGCCUAGUUCGGUCUCUGCAGCCGCGGUACUGGAGGCAACAAUGGCAAUUCAGCCAUGCUAUGCCGUGCCGUCGAGAUACAUCGCGUUGGACGCGCUCCCUUUGACUGGCAACGGAAAGGUUGACAAGCGGAGGCUACACGAGAUUGCGCAGGACCCUGGCACACUCUGUGAGAUAGUCCACGUUGGGUAG
Messenger RNA from Dichomitus squalens LYAD-421 SS1, 1749 nucleotides. Its product is annotated as acetyl-CoA synthetase-like protein. The transcript is spliced from 7 exons. The record is from RefSeq and is a predicted model, not a curated record. Gene Ontology annotation, biological process: amino acid activation for nonribosomal peptide biosynthetic process; secondary metabolite biosynthetic process. NCBI's taxonomy places the organism in Eukaryota, Fungi, Basidiomycota, Agaricomycetes, Polyporales, Polyporaceae. Gene Ontology annotation, molecular function: phosphopantetheine binding. Gene Ontology annotation, cellular component: cytoplasm. Bases 1 to 1749 code for a protein of 582 amino acids.